UUUAUUAACAAUUUAGCUGCUUACAUGCAGAAGUUUAGUGCGCACUCAAAUUUGAGAUGAUUUUGGUGGUUUCGAAGAAAAAUGGUCGAGCACGAAGAUCAAAUUGGUUUUCUUAUUGUAGUUGUAGUUUUGGUGACGCUAAUACUUGGGAUUAGGAAAUAUCUGCAGUUCAAAAAAAAGCUGUUGAAAAUGAAUAUCCAAGAACGUCAUGCAGUGUUGAUUGUGGCAGGAGUGUGCAUAGUGGCAUGUUUUCGCCAGAAAAGUGUUCAAAAUACCGGAGGAACAGAUCAACAAACACGCCACCGACGAUAUAUAAACAGAGGUGGACGGAUUGUCUUAACGAACCAACAAGAGGACAUAUUCAACAUAAGCAGUCGAGUACAAGGACAAGGACAAUGGCCGACACAUGAUGCUCAUGUUUCGUUAGACCACUUCGCGAUAACCAAUGAAAUUAACAAAUACAACGACGAUCCUCCUACGUACGAAGAAGCAAUGAAUAUUGCUGCAUCGAACAACAACAAUACUGUCGUACCUGCAGUUGUACCAAAGACUACUAUUACUCCUUCUAGUACCACAACCACUACUACCACCACUAGUACUAGUACCAGUGCUGCGAACUGAAGUAUUCAACAUUCGUUUCGACUCAUGUAUAUAUUGUAUUAUAUUUCAAGCGAAAAUUUGUGAUAAGUUUGUGUGAGAAUGAAUCUAGUAUGAUCGUCACGUGACUUCCGUAUGAUAUGUAUGCUUGAAUUAAUUUUAAUUGUAUGAUAAAAUCUCAGUCGGAUUUUUUUAAAUAUACCUAGGACUAAAAUUGA
This is a messenger RNA of Zophobas morio, 815 nucleotides long. RefSeq names its product ELMO domain-containing protein C-like. The record is from RefSeq and is a predicted model, not a curated record. Bases 82 to 621 code for a protein of 179 amino acids. NCBI's taxonomy places the organism in Eukaryota, Metazoa, Arthropoda, Insecta, Coleoptera, Tenebrionidae. The transcript has 4 exons.